Trichosurus vulpecula (common brushtail) is the source of this 2831-nucleotide messenger RNA. RefSeq names its product SKI/DACH domain containing 1 (gene SKIDA1). The record is from RefSeq and is a predicted model, not a curated record. NCBI's taxonomy places the organism in Eukaryota, Metazoa, Chordata, Mammalia, Diprotodontia, Phalangeridae.
AUCAUUUAAGACCCGAAAUGGGCGACUUGAAGUCGGGCUUUGAAGAGGUGGAUGGCGUGAGGCUCGGGUACCUCAUCAUUAAAGGGAAGCAAAUGUUUGCACUCUCCCAGGUUUUCACAGACUUGCUGAAAAACAUCCCGAGGACCACCGUCCACAAGCGAAUGGAUCAUCUGAAAGUGAAAAAGCAUCACUGUGACCUGGAGGAGUUGAGGAAACUCAAGGCUAUCAACAGCGUUGCCUUCCACGCGGCCAAAUGCACUCUGAUCUCCCGGGAAGACGUGGAAGCUCUCUACACUUCUUGCAAAACCGAACGAGUCCUCAAAACCAAGCGGAGGAAAGUCAGCAGGGCUUUGUCAACAAAGGAGCUCCAACCGGAACACGCCGCCGCCGACCCUUACCCCGGCUUUUGGAAGGACAACCACCAACUUUGGCUGGGAUUGAAUGAAUCGGCGCAGGCUCUGCCAAUCAGCAGGCAGGCUCUGCGUCCCGGGGACGCCGCCUCGCUACCGGCCGUCGAUCUACCUCAGAUUUUUAGCAAAUCCCCGGGUCAGCGCUACCCGGAAAUCGCGCGAUCGCCUUGCAAACCCCCCCUAAACUAUGAAACUGCUCCAGUCCCUGGGAACUACAUCGCUUUCCACUCGGAUCCCCCGUACUUUCGGAGCCUGCUCUGCAGCAAGCACCCGGCGGCGGCGGCGGCGGCGGCAGCAGCAGCGGCCGCCGCCGCCGCCGCCUACUACCAGUCUUCCGCAGCCCUCCCGCAGCCCAAGCUCGCGGCCGGGGUCGCGGGGAGCCCCGUGAGCUUGACUUACAGAUACAAGCGGAAGCGAGCCUGCGAGGCGGGCGGGAAGGACUGCCUGCUGAACCCCCACGCCAGCGCCCGGCGCCUCCUCAUCCUGCCCAGGUCCUACAAAACCAAGGCGGCGGCGGCGGCGGCAGCGGCAGCGGCGGCGGCGGCGGCGGCGGCGGGGGCCCCGUGUCUGGAGAGGUUUCACCUCGUCAACGGCUUCUGCUCCCCUCACCACCACCACCACCACCAUCACCACCACCACCACCCCCGGCAGCAGCAGCAGCAGCCGCCCCCCGCAGCCGCCGCACAGCCUGCCCACCAUCCCCCGCACCUCCCCCAUCACCAGCCGCCGCCGCCGCAGCCGCCGCCGCAGCAGCAGCAGCCACAGCAGCAGCCACAUCUGGGCAGCUUCCCCGAGAGUUACAGUAGCGACUCCGAAUCCAGCUCGUACUCGGACCAUGCAGCCAACGACUCGGAUUUUGGCUCCAGUCUGUCCAGUACCAGCAACUCCGUGUCCUCCGAAGAGGAGGAAGAAGAGGAGGAGGGAGAGGAGGAGGAGGAGGAAGAAGAGGAGGAGGAGGAGGAGGACGGGAGUGGCUUGUCGGACUCGAGCGAGGUCAGCUCCGAGGAGGAGGACACGUCUUCGGACUCGGAUUCCAGCUCCGGCUCCAGCCAGGUCUCAGUGCAGAGCAUCCGUUUCAGGCGUACCAGCUUUUGUAAACCCCCCAGCAUGCAGGCGCAGGCCAACUUCUUGUACCACCUGGCCACCGCCGCGACUGCAACCAAACCCGUUGCUUUCGAGGAGGCCGGCAAGCUGCCCGACCUCAAAAGUAAUGUCAAAGCAGAGUCGCCAGAGGAUUGGAGUCAUCAGACCUGGGCAUCCAAAGCGCCUCCCGUGUGCUGCCCAGGCAGCCUGGGAAGUUGUUUCACAGAGAUAAGGAACGAUAGGGUAUCUGAGAUCACAUUCCCACACUCUGAAAUUUCCAAUAACUUAAAGAGAACUGACCAGACAAUUAAUUGCGUUGCAGAGGGGGCCUCUUCACCUAGCCCAAAGACAAACAAUGCAUUUCCACCACAAAGAAUACUCAGAGAGGCAAGGAAAUGCCUGCAAGCUACUACUACUCACUGUGCAGAUAACAAUACAAUACCUUCUAGGUUUUUAAAUAAUGAUUCUUCUGCUGCUGCAGCAGCAAAUUCAGAAAAAGGUUCCAAAACCCCUCAUUGUAUUGAAUUUGCCACGGAUUUGCCCCCUUUACAAACUGAUCCUGAGGUGGAUGCUGCUGUCGCUCCUGCACACCCAGAAUCAGCAGCAGCUAAAACAGAAACUCCGUGCCCUGACUCAGGCAAUAAAGCAUUGCCAUUUCUGCACAAUAUUAAAAUCAAAAUAGAGGAUAGUAGUGCUAAUGAAGAAUAUGAACCUGACCUUGUUAAGCAUAAGCUAAAGUGUGAGUGCAAUGAUACAAAGGGUGAGUUUUACAGUGUGACUGGAAGUAAGGAGGAGGACGCUUUGUUAACAGCCAAGGAAGAUUUUGCAUGCACUGAAAAAGAAACCACUUCCUUAAAUCCACUGACUCAGAGUCAGGGCCUUUCAUGCACUUUAGGUUCUCCAAAACCUGAGGAUGGGGAGUAUAAAUUUGGUGCGAGGGUGAGAAAAAAUUACAGGACACUGGUGCUGGGAAAGCGACCUGUACUGCAGACUCCUCCAGUCAAACCAAAUUUGAAAUCAGCUAGAAGCCCUCGUCCUACAGGUAAAACUGAGACACAUGAAGGAACACUGGAUGAUUUUACAGUUACCAAUAGACGAAAAAGGGUAGCCAGCAAUGUAGCAUCAGCAGUGAAAAGGCCAUUUAAUUUCAUGGCAAAUUUUCCCUGUCCACCAUCACUAAUUAUUGGGAAUGAUGGGGAUUUGUUGCCGGCUUAUUCCUUAAACACCACUAAGGAUUCCCAACCUCCUCACAAGGCCCAUCCUAUAUGGAAAUGGCAGCUGGGCGGUUCUGCAAUACCUCUUCCACCUAGUCACAAAUUCAGGAAAUUUAAUUCAUAA